Molecule: messenger RNA, 1737 nt
Organism: Neofelis nebulosa (Clouded leopard)
Lineage: Eukaryota; Metazoa; Chordata; Mammalia; Carnivora; Felidae
Gene: WDR13
Product: WD repeat domain 13
Exons: 10
Coding region: 198-1655 (485 amino acids)
Cellular component (GO): nucleus
Molecular function (GO): protein binding; promoter-specific chromatin binding
Source: RefSeq, a predicted model, not a curated record
GGAUUGCUAUCCAUUCGCUCUGCGCUUGACAGCUCUUCCUGGCAGUGGGCGGCCAUCUUGCCUGAAGCCUGAGAGAGGGAGAAGAGAGACACAAGAAAAGGGUGACACUGGUCUCAGGGCCGCCCCGGGGGCCUCAAGAGCCGGAGGCAGCCCCGGAGGCUCCCGCGGGCGGACAGGCCGGAAGAGGAGGCCGGGGAAUGGCCGCGGUGUGGCAGCAGGUCUUAGCAGUAGACGCGAGGUACAACGCGUACCGCACACCAACGUUUCCACAGUUUCGGACACAGUAUAUCCGUCGGCGCAGCCAGCUACUGCGGGAGAAUGCCAAGGCUGGGCACCCCCCGGCACUGCGUCGGCAGUACCUGAGGCUGCGUGGGCAGCUGCUGGGCCAGCGAUACGGGCCCCUCUCCGAGCCAGGCAGUGCUCGUGCCUAUAGCAACAGCAUCGUGCGCAGCAGCCGAACUACCCUUGACCGCAUGGAGGACUUUGAGGAUGAUCCUCGGGCCCUGGGGGCUCGUGGGCACCGCCGUUCCGUCAGCCGAGGCUCCUACCAGCUGCAGGCACAGAUGAACCGUGCUGUCUAUGAGGACAGGCCCCCUGGCAGCGUGGUACCCACAUCAGCAGCAGAAGCAAGUCGAGCCAUGGCUGGGGACACAUCACUGAGUGAGAACUAUGCGUUUGCGGGCAUGUACCAUGUCUUCGACCAGCACGUGGAUGAGGCAGUGCCAAGAGUGCGCUUCGCCAAUGACGACCGGCACCGCCUGGCCUGCUGUUCCCUCGACGGCAGCAUCUCACUGUGCCAGCUGGUGCCUGCCCCGCCCACUGUGCUCCGUGUACUGCGGGGCCACACCCGCGGCGUCUCCGACUUUGCCUGGUCCCUCUCCAACGACAUCCUUGUGUCCACCUCACUCGAUGCUACCAUGCGCAUCUGGGCCUCUGAAGACGGCCGCUGCAUCCGGGAGAUUCCUGACCCCGAUGGCGCCGAAUUGCUCUGCUGCACCUUCCAGCCGGUCAACAACAACCUCACUGUGGUGGGGAAUGCCAAGCACAACGUGCACGUUAUGAACAUCUCCACGGGCAAGAAAGUGAAGGGUGGCUCCAGCAAGCUGACGGGCCGGGUUCUCGCUCUGUCCUUUGAUGCCCCUGGCCGGCUACUCUGGGCAGGAGAUGACCGCGGCAGUGUUUUCUCCUUCCUUUUUGACAUGGCCACAGGGAAACUGACCAAAGCCAAGCGUCUGGUGGUGCAUGAGGGUAGCCCUGUGACCAGCAUCUCUGCCCGCUCCUGGGUCAGCCGCGAGGCCCGGGACCCCUCACUACUCAUCAACGCUUGCCUCAACAAGCUGUUGCUCUAUAGGGUGGUGGACAACGAGGGGACCCUGCAGCUGAAGAGAAGCUUCCCCAUCGAGCAGGGCUCACACCCUGUUCGCAGCAUCUUCUGUCCCCUCAUGUCCUUCCGCCAGGGGGCCUGUGUGGUGACGGGCAGCGAGGACAUGUGUGUGCACUUCUUUGAUGUGGAGCGAGCAGCCAAGGCCGCCGUCAACAAGCUGCAGGGCCACAGCGCACCUGUCCUGGACGUCAGCUUCAACUGUGAUGAGAGCCUGCUGGCUUCCAGCGACGCCAGCGGCAUGGUCAUCGUCUGGAGGCGGGAGCAGAAGUAGGUGCCUUCCGGCCCUGCUGUGUCCACCUCCCCGUCCACUUCCUGCCUUGUGUUUGUAAAUAAAGUUUCUGUGGUUGUGUCGA